This is a messenger RNA of Aethina tumida (small hive beetle), 2138 nucleotides long. It is a transcript of the gene Lim1, whose product is annotated as LIM/homeobox protein Lhx1. The coding region runs from base 495 to 1796 and encodes 433 amino acids. Gene Ontology annotation, cellular component: nucleus. Gene Ontology annotation, biological process: regulation of transcription by RNA polymerase II; neuron differentiation. NCBI's taxonomy places the organism in Eukaryota, Metazoa, Arthropoda, Insecta, Coleoptera, Nitidulidae. Gene Ontology annotation, molecular function: RNA polymerase II transcription regulatory region sequence-specific DNA binding; DNA-binding transcription factor activity, RNA polymerase II-specific. The record is from RefSeq and is a predicted model, not a curated record. The transcript is spliced from 7 exons.
UCGACAACCGAACGGCCAAGAGCACACUAGAGUCGAGUGAGAGAGCGACGGGGACCGAGAGCCCGUGCGUCGCGUCGACAAGAGUUAAAAAACGUUCCUCUUGCACACGCACACCGCGAUUUCGUACGGUCCGACGUCGUUGGCUGCGAAAACGACUGGCACCGGAUCGGGCUGGAUAGGCGGCCGCGGCGGCAACAGCAGUAGCAGUACAGAUUCUUCAGAUUUUUACUUUUUUAAAGCGAGUGGUGCGUCCGUAUUUUUCGCGUCAGCCCCUUUUACGUUCAUUUUAUUUUUACUUGUUGGGGAUCGUUUUGUAGUGUGUGCGCGUGGUGCCGGUGCAUUAUCCAUCCAACCUGGCGGCAUUCCUGGACCAGGCCGCCAUCUCACCACUGGCUCUGAGGGCCGGACUGGCCGCCCAUGUACCGCUGGGCGCGAAUUCCAGUUACCUGCAACACUCCACGCACAACAUAGGUCGUUGCGAGCAAGCCGCCGGCAUGCUAAUACCAUGCGCCGGAUGCGACAAACCAAUCCUGGACAAGUUCCUGCUCAACGUCCUCGACAGGACGUGGCACGCGAACUGCGUCCGAUGCUUCGACUGUCAGGCGUCGCUGACCGAAAAGUGUUUCUCGCGGGAAGGGAAGCUGUUUUGCAAGAGCGACUUUUUCAGGCGAUACGGCACCAAGUGCGGCGAAUGCGGCCAGGGCAUCUCGCCCAACGACCUGGUGCGGAAGGCGCGCGGCAAAGUGUUCCACCUGAACUGUUUCACGUGUCUCGUAUGCCGAAAGUCGCUGUCGACCGGCGAGGAGCUGUACGUGCUCGACGACAACAAGUUCAUCUGUAAGGACGACUACCUCAGCGGCAACAAGGGCACGGCGUUGCCGCACCACCAAGAUUCGCUGAUGGGUUCGGCGUCCGAGGACGAGGAGGACGACGACAACAGCACGGCGUCGUCGGUGCUCAAACACCACACGAUACACAGCUCGCUGCCGGCGCCCGGCGAGACCAACAACAACUCCCUGGCCCACUCGGACAUCAGCAGCUCAAUUGGACAGGACUCGAAAACGGGCCAGGACGACUCGGAGGACCAAAACUCGUUGGACGGCGACCCGGAAACCAGGGACUCGCAGACGGAGAACAAGAGCCCCGACGACAGCAGCGCGGGGUCGAAGCGCCGAGGCCCCAGGACGACCAUCAAAGCCAAACAACUAGAAAUAUUGAAAACCGCCUUCUCACAAACGCCGAAACCGACGCGACACAUACGCGAACAGCUAGCUAAAGAGACCGGACUGCCCAUGAGGGUCAUACAGGUCUGGUUCCAGAACAAGCGGUCCAAGGAGCGACGACUGAAGCAGCUGACGUCGAUGGGCCGCGGCCCGUUCUUCGGCGGCUCCCGCAAGAUGCGCGGCUUCCCGAUGAACCUGAGCCCGGGCGGCCUGGAGGACGGGCCGCCCGGCUUCCCGUACUUCGCCACCGCCGACGGCAAGUUCGAGUUCGGCUACGGCGGGCCGCCGUUCCAUCCGCACGACGGGCCGUUCUUUCCCGGCCACCAUCCGGGCGGCGGUCCGGGCGGCCAGGGCAUGCCCUUCGGACAAGGUGGAGGACCAAUGGACCAUCCGAUGCCGAUGGGCGGCGACUUUGGCGGCAUGCCGGGCGAACAGGGACCUUUCAUGCCCCAACAGCCUGGCCAGGAGCAGAUGAUGCCCGGGUCGGGGGCGCGGGGCGGCAGCCCCGAGUUCAUGACCACCGGCAACUUUUCGGACAACCCGCAACAACUCAACGAGGGCCUGGUUUGGUAGCUGGCGAAAGCUCUAGCCAAAAGGGCUAGAGAAUAGUUAUUGUUGUACAUAGUUAUUUUUUAUUUUAAUUGUUCAUUCAAUACGCGAACACUGCGUGGGGGACGAUUUUUAUGUGGUUGUGACCAAAAUUGCACACUGUUUCACUCUCUAUUAUUAUUAUUACUAUUUUAUUUACUAUUAUGGAAAAAAGCGUUGUUACUUAUUUAUUUAUUAUUGUUUAGGUUUGAUUUUUUUGUUAUAUGUAGUAGAUCGUGUAGCAUCUUACUAAAAAUCAGUGCAAUUGUUGUUUAAAUGUACAUAAACUGGCUUUUUUACAUAAUGUAAUUGUAAAUACUUAUUCAA